Messenger RNA from Cyanistes caeruleus (blue tit), 5526 nucleotides. The record is from RefSeq and is a predicted model, not a curated record. Lineage: Eukaryota; Metazoa; Chordata; Aves; Passeriformes; Paridae.
UUUAGGCUUGAUCGUCUCUUUAUAUUACUGGACACCGGUACAACACCAGUAACGAGAAAAGCAGCUGCACAGCAACUUGGGGAAGUAGUGAAACUGCAUCCUCAUGAACUGAAUAAUCUCUUAUCUAAAGUGUUAGUGUAUUUAAGAAGUACGAAUUGGGAUACUCGUAUUGCGGCUGGCCAGGCUGUUGAAGCAAUAGUGAAAAAUGUACCUGAGUGGAAUCCAACUCCAAGAUCAAAACAAGAACCAGGCUCAGAAAGUCCUAAUGAAGAUUCACCUUCAACAGAUCGGUUGCGUUUUGACAGAUUUGAUAUAUGUCGGUUGUUAAAACAUGGUGCGUCUCUUCUUGGAUCUGCUGGUGCAGAAUUUGAAGUCCAAGAUGAUAAAUCAGGUGAAAUUGAUCCUAAAGAGAGGAUAGCACGACAGAGGAAGUUGCUGCAAAAGAAACUUGGCUUAGAUAUGGGUGCUGCAAUUGGAAUGAAUACUGAGGAUCUGUUCAAUGAUGAAGAUUUGGACUAUUCUCCUUCUUCAGUUUUACUAGUAAACAAACAACCUACUCUUCAGGCUGCUGAGUUAAUUGACUCAGAAUUUCGAGCUGGUAUGAGCAGUAGACAAAAGAAUAAAGCCAAAAGAAUGGCUAAGCUAUUUGCAAAACAAAGAUCCAGAGAUGCAGUGGAAGCUAAUGAGAAGAGCAAUGAUAGCACUGAUGGGGAACCAGAAGAAAAGAGAAGAAAAGUUGCAAAUGUUGUCAUCAACCAGCCUGCCACAGACUCAAAAACAUUGGUAGAAAAUGCUCAGGAAGAGGCAAAUGAAUGGCCUCUGGAAAGCUUUUGUGAAGAGGUGUGCAAUGAUCUCUUUAACCCUUCUUGGGAGGUUCGACAUGGUGCAGGUACUGGACUGAGAGAGAUACUUAAAGCUCAUGGUAAAAGUGGUGGUAAAAUGGGAGAUAGCUCUUUAGAGGAGAUGAUUCAGCAGCAUCAGGAGUGGCUAGAAGACUUGGUUAUUAGACUUCUUUGUGUGUUUGCACUAGACAGAUUUGGAGACUUUGUUUCAGAUGAAGUAGUGGCACCAGUACGUGAGACUUGUGCUCAGACUUUGGGAGUAGUAUUGAAACACAUGAAUGAAACUGGUGUUCAUAAAACUGUGGAUGUUCUCCUGAAGCUGCUUACACAGGAACAGUGGGAAGUGAGACAUGGUGGUCUCCUAGGAAUAAAGUAUGCUUUGGCAGUACGUCAGGACAUGAUCAACACUUUAUUGCCUAAAGUGCUGCCUGCAAUAAUUGAAGGUCUGCAAGAUCUGGAUGAUGAUGUCCGAGCUGUUGCUGCAGCAUCUUUAGUACCAGUAGUGGAAAGCCUGGUCCAGCUUCAGUCUCAGAAGGUGCCUUUUAUUCUUAAUACCUUGUGGGAUGCACUCCUGGAGUUGGAUGACUUGACAGCUUCCACAAACAGUAUCAUGAUCCUUCUUUCAUCCCUUCUGACUUACCCUCAGGUCCGCAAAUGCAGUAUUCAGCAAUCCCUAACAGUUUUGGUCCCACGAGUGUGGCCAUUCUUGCAUCACACAAUAUCUUCUGUGCGAAAAGCAGCACUGGAAACAUUAUUCACACUGUUGUCUACCCAAGACCAGAGUUCUUCAACCUGGCUGACUCCAAUUCUGCAAGACAUGUUGAGGCACAUAUUUCAGUUUUGUAUCUUAGAAAGCAACCAAGAAAUUCUGGAUCUUAUUCACAAGGUGUGGCUGGAACUGUUAAACAAGGCAUCUGUACAGUAUGUUGUUGCAGCUGCUUGUCCAUGGAUGGGAGCCUGGCUCUGCUUAAUGAUGCAGCCAUCUCAUUUGCCGAUUGACUUAAACAUGUUGCUAGAAGUAAAAACCAGGUCCAAAGAAAAAGCCGGUGCUAAACUGCGUCAAGGUCAAACCCAGAACAAGGAAGUGAUUCAGGAAUACAUUGCUGGAGCAGACAGCAUUGCAGAAGAUCCAGCAACCAGGGAUUACGUUGUCAUGCGUGCUCGGAUGAUGGCAGCAAAGUUGCUGGGAGCACUUUGUUGCUGCAUUUGUGACCCAGGUGUAAAUACUGUUACUCAAGAAAUAAAGCCAGCUGAAUCAUUAGCUCAGCUACUGCUCUUCCAUUUGAAUUCUAAAUCUGCCUUGCAGAGGAUUAGUGUUGCGUUAGUAAUCUGUGAGUGGGCUGCCUUGCAAAAGGAGUGUACAACUGUGGCUAUUUGUGUUCAACCUCGUUUACUUGGAGUCCUUUCUGAACAUCUCUAUUACGAUGAAAUUGCUGUUCCUUUUACACGAAUGCAAAACGAAUGUAAACAACUCAUCUCAUUGCUAGCUGAUGCACACAUUGAUAUUGGAAACAGAGUAAACUGCAGUGUAUUUACCAUAGAUCAAGCUAAUGAGCUGGUUACUUCUGUUUUCAAUGAGGUGACAUCAUCCUUUUCUUUGAAUCCUAAAGUUCUGCAACAGUUGGACAGUAAAAGGCAGCAAGUCCAAAUGACUGUUACAGAAACAAAUCAAGAAUGGCAAGUGUUGCAUCUGCGAGUCCAUACCUUUGCUGCAUGUGCAGUUGUGAACUUGCAGCAACUUCCAGAAAAACUAAAUCCUGUUAUAAAACCCUUAAUGGAAGCUAUCAAAAAAGAAGAGAAUACACUCGUACAAAACUAUGUGGCUUCAUGUAUAGCAAAGUUACUUCAGCAGUGUACAACAAGGUCUCCUUGUCCCAACUCAAAGAUUAUAAAAAAUCUCUGCAACUCCCUGUGUGUGGAUCCACAUCUUACCCCACUGGCAGCAUGUCCUGCACAGCCUCAGAGUAGCCAUGAAAACUCAAAAGGGCCCAACUCUGAUAAAGAUGGGAUGCAGCACACAGUUACUAAACACAGGGGAAUAAUUACAUUGUACAGACAUCAGAAAGCUGCUUUUGCCAUCACAAGUCGGCGAGGUCCUACUCCAAAAGCUCCAAAAGCCCCUAUUGCAGAUCUUCCCACAGGCAGCAGUGGAAGCAUUCCUACAGAACUUGAUGAGGCUCAGAAACCUUAUGUUGUACAGAGAAGAGGAGCUGAAUUUGCCUUAUCUACUAUAGCUAAACAUUUUGGUGCUGAAAUGGCAACAGGAUUGCCACAUCUCUGGGAUGCUAUGGUUGGUUCGUUAAGGAACAACAUUCACAUAAAUAAUUUUGACCGAAAAUCCUUACUGGAAAAAGGAGAUGCUCCUGCCCAGGAGCUGGUGAAUUCUUUGCAGGUUUUUGAAACAACAGCAGCUUCGAUGGAUACUCAGCUACAUCCUCUGUUAAUACAGCAUUUGCCUCAUCUUUACAUGUGCCUUCAACAUCCCAGCACUGCUGUGAGACACAUGGCUUCCCGUUGUGUGGGUGUUAUGAGCAAAAUAGCAACCAUGGAAACAAUGAAUAUCUUUCUAGAGAAAGUUUUACCAUGGCUGGGAGCAAUAGAUGACAACACCAAACAAGAAGGCGCAAUUGAAGCACUUGCGUGUGUAAUGGAGCAGCUGGAUGUUGGUAUUGUUCCAUACAUUGUUCUUCUAGUGGUUCCAGUUCUGGGUAGAAUGAGUGAUCAGACAAACAGUGUGCGUUUUAUGGCUACUCAGUGCUUUGCCACACUGAUUAGACUGAUGCCUCUUGAGGCUGGUAUACCAGACCCACCAAACAUGUCUGAAGAAUUAAUCAGGAUGAAGGCUAAAGAACGUCACUUUCUGGAACAGUUACUGGAUGGAAAAAAACUGGAAAACUAUGAAAUUCCAGUGCCAAUCAAAGCAGAGCUCAGAAAAUACCAGCAGGAUGGAGUGAACUGGCUUGCAUUUCUCAAUAAAUACAAACUUCAUGGAAUUCUUUGUGAUGACAUGGGCUUAGGAAAAACUUUACAAUCCAUUUGCAUUCUUGCAGGUGAUCAUUGCCUCAGGGCUCAGGAAUAUGCAAGAACAAAACUGGUGGACAGUGUUCCUCUUCCUUCCUUGGUGGUGUGUCCUCCUACACUCACGGGACACUGGGUGGAUGAAGUGGGCAAAUUUUGCUCCAAAGAGUAUCUUAAUCCAUUGCACUAUACAGGACCUCCUACUGAGAGAGCAAGAUUGCAACACCAGGUGAAAAGACACAAUCUCAUAGUGGCUUCAUAUGAUGUUGUAAGAAAUGACAUUGACUUCUUCAGAAAUAUUAAAUUUAAUUACUGCAUUCUUGAUGAAGGCCAUGUAAUAAAAAAUGGAAAAACAAAGCUGUCAAAAGCAGUAAAACAGCUGACUGCUAAUUACAGGAUAAUUCUUUCUGGGACACCAAUCCAGAACAACGUCUUAGAGUUGUGGUCAUUGUUUGACUUCCUAAUGCCUGGAUUCUUGGGCACUGAACGCCAAUUUGCAGCUCGUUAUGGAAAACCAAUCCUGGCAAGCAGAGAUGCCCGAAGCUCCAGUCGAGAACAAGAGGCUGGGGUACUUGCAAUGGAAGCUCUGCACCGCCAAGUCCUGCCAUUCCUGCUAAGGAGAAUGAAAGAGGAUGUGCUGCAAGAUCUUCCACCCAAAAUUAUUCAAGAUUAUUAUUGUAUUCUCAGUCCUCUACAGGUUCAGCUUUAUGAAGAUUUUGCCAAGUCUCGUGCCAAAUGUGAUAUUGAUGAAACAGUUUCUUCAAUUUCACUGAAUGAAGAAACUGAAAAACCAAAGCUUAAAUCUACAGGUCAUGUAUUUCAGGCAUUGCAGUACUUACGGAAGCUCUGCAACCAUCCGGCUUUAGUGCUUACAGCCCAGCAUCCAGAAUACAAGAGAAUUACAGAGCAACUUGCAGCUCAGAAUUCAUCCCUUCGAGAUAUCCAACAUGCACCUAAGCUGUCUGCUUUAAAACAACUGCUGCUAGACUGUGGUUUGGGGAAUGGUGGAUCUUCAGAAAGUGGUACAGAAGCUGUUGUGGCCCAGCACAGGGUGCUUAUCUUCUGUCAGCUGAAGAGUAUGCUGGAUAUAGUGGAGCACGACCUUCUCAGACCUCAGUUACCUUCAGUUACUUACUUGCGCCUCGAUGGCAGCAUUCCUGCUGGGCAGAGACAUUCCAUUGUUUCCCGGUUUAAUAAUGACCCGUCUAUAGAUGUUCUUUUGCUCACCACUCAUGUUGGUGGGCUGGGACUUAACUUGACAGGGGCUGAUACAGUUGUAUUUGUGGAACAUGACUGGAACCCGAUGAGAGACCUGCAAGCCAUGGAUCGGGCACAUCGCAUUGGGCAGAAACGUGUUGUUAAUGUAUAUCGCCUGAUAACCAGGGGAACUCUGGAAGAGAAGAUCAUGGGUCUUCAGAAGUUCAAAAUGAAUAUUGCAAAUACAGUGAUCAGCCAAGAAAAUGCAAGCCUACAGAGCAUGGGAACAGAGCAGCUUCUUGAUCUGUUCACUCUUGACAAGGAUGGAAAAACUGAAAAAGCAGAUACCUCUACCUCUUCUGGGAAAGCAUCAAUGAAAUCAGUACUCGAAAACCUUGGAGAACUAUGGGAUCAAGAGCAGUAUGACACUGAAUACAGUCUUGAAAACUUUAUGCAUUCAUUGAAGUAA